Tripterygium wilfordii is the source of this 1068-nucleotide messenger RNA. RefSeq names its product protein MIS12 homolog. Lineage: Eukaryota; Viridiplantae; Streptophyta; Magnoliopsida; Celastrales; Celastraceae. Gene Ontology annotation, cellular component: nucleus; chromosome, centromeric region. Gene Ontology annotation, biological process: mitotic cell cycle; kinetochore assembly; mitotic sister chromatid segregation. The coding region runs from base 174 to 905 and encodes 243 amino acids. The transcript is spliced from 7 exons. The record is from RefSeq and is a predicted model, not a curated record.
UAGAGGUCAUUGCUGAAGCUCUUAGCCUCUUAUUGCAGGGAGCCGAAUCCUCUGCGAAAGUGCGAAGUCCCCCAUAACUUUUUGGCGGGAAAGUAUUGCACAAGAGAAAGUUAGGGUUUUCAAUUUAGUAGCUCACACUCCAAAGUUCUUGGUUCUCGAUUAAAGCUUCAUCAAUGGAAGGCAGCGAAAGUGAGGCAGUAUUCAAUUCUCUAAAUCUGAAUCCCCAGCUUUUCAUCAACGAAACUCUCAACACCGUCGACGAUUUGGUCGAUGACGCCUUCAAUUUUUAUCACCAACAAGCGUCGACACUUCUUAAAACUGACGGCAGCGAGAGGUUCGACGAUCUGAGAAAGGGAGUGGAUCACAUUCGCAACAUGAUUCGAUGGUCUUUGGAUAAGCGGCUUGGCAUGUGGGAGAAGUAUUGUCUUCAUCACUGUUUCACAGUACCAGAGGGCUUUUCCUUACACAAAAGCAGUGAGGCUAAUGGGGAUGCUUCGUUGCUUCAAGAUGCCCUACAAGACCCAGAUCUUGAUGCACAGUUGGAUUCCUUGAGGGCGAAGCUUAUGACGGUUAGAGAGGAGUCAGUUGAUCUAAGUCGGGAGCUCCGAGCAUUAGAAAGACAGUCUGCUUCAAGUGAUCAUUGCACUGGACUUGUCAAUGAAGUGUUACAGCUGUGUGAUGAGAACUCUAUGCAUGACAAGUUCCAAGACAUGGUUAGGGCUGCAUCCGAACUUCGUAUGAAGAUGGGGAAGCUGAAGACCAGGAAUGAAGACAUAGAUCAUCAUAGAACUGAGAAGAUUUACGACCCAAAUGGAGAUUCGUCGACAGCGUCCCGUGGCAAGGGCCUCUCCAGUUUAAAGUUGGAAGAUCUUCAAGGAUUCCUAGCUGAUUUGGAAAAUAUGUGAGCUACUGAGCUUGAUCUUGCAGUUCACGACUUCUGUAGUACUUGUUACAACUAUUAGUUAGUUCUCUCAUGCAAUCUAUCAAUAUUUAGUUCGGAUUGUGCCAUACAGAUUUCUUGGAUUGAAAUAUCGUAUCUUAUCAUAUAAUAUAAAUUACUUGACAUUC